AUAUAUAAAUAAUAAUAAUAAAUAGAGUGUAAAACUUGCUUAACCUCUCAAGCAGGUUUGCUGUAUGGAGUACGCGACGCAAUAAUCUUACGCUCAGGCGGUUUGCCGUACAGAGUACGCAUGAUGCGCUAUCAUGUUCAGAAUAGCAUAUAUCUGCCAUCUGUUGACCAGUCUUUUAAACUAUUCACUCAGGUAAACAGCUAAAAUCUCAGGCUAUGUGGGUGAAUGACUUUGGUUUCAUAGCUGUAAAUUUAAGGCAGGAAAAGGGCCGAGAAAAAAGGGACGAAUUCCAAGUAGGUAUAGUAACAAACCAGUACAUAUUGAGAGGGCACCAUGGCCAGUUCAAAGUAUUAUAGGCGUUCUAUUUCUGGUGGUGCAAUUUCGGGGUUGUUAGAAGUUAAGGAAUCUGUGAGUGAUUUGUCUGGUGAAAGUGAAGACAGUGAACCUGAUUUUACUGCAAUCGAUGAGAGCAUAACUCUAUGGAAGGGGAGAUUGUCUUUCAGAAUCUAUCUGCCACUAAAGCCAUCUAAAUUCGGAAUAAAAACAUUCAAUCUCUGUGAAUCUAGCACAGGCUACUUGUUGAAAUUUGUGGUAUAUUCUGGCAGUGAGACAGACUUACAAACUUCAAUAGAUUGCGGAGAAAACAACAAAACUUCAUCCAUUGUUGUGAAGCUGAUGGAGGAUUUGUUGAAUAAAGGGCACACAUCAUGGAUGGACAAUUAUUAUAACUCACCAGAUCUUGCGGCAUUUCUCAAGAAGCAAGGGACAAAUGUAGCAGUGACAUUGCGGCUAAACAGGACAAAUGUACCAACCACUGUAAAAUGUGCUAAACUGAAGAAAGGGGAAACCAUUGCACAACAGUCAGAUGGCAUAAUGGUUAUGAAGUGGAAGGAUAAGGAAGAUGUGACAAUUAAUUCAACCUUCCAUGACGCUUCAGUGAUGACAGAACAGGAAGGUGGUGUUGAAAUAAAGAAACCUGUCUGUGUCACAGAAUACAUUAAGGCAUUUGGGGGGGUGGGUGGAUCUAAAAGAUCAGAAAUUACAAACAUAUCUUCUGGAGAGGAAGCUCAUCAAAAUAAUACCAUGGACCACUUGACCUUCAGGAUGCAACUAAUCACCUCUCUGAUUGAAAGAUAUGGAAGGGCAGUGCACUCUCGUAAACAAGGAAGACCUUCCAUAAAUCCUUCCCCUGCAGUCUCACUGAAAGACAUUUCAUUGAAAAAAUACUGCCAACAGGAAGGAAGGCAAAGCCACAAAAAAGAUGUGUUCUGUGUCAGAAGAAUAGGAAAAGGAGGGAAACAGUUUAUUGGUACCCAGACUGUCAAACAGGAUUGUGUUUAGAUACCUGCUUCAAGGUUUUUCACACCGUGGAGAACUUCUGAGUUUCACUCGUUGACAGUGGGCCAGAGGAAAACAAUGAGAAACCUGUCAGAAGAAUAAUAAUAACAGGAGUUCAGAAAUAUGAAGCAGGAGUGCUAACCACCUGACUGUGACACCUGAAAGAUGGAAAGAUAAAAGAAAAAUUAGACGAAUGAAAGAGAGGAGAGUGGAAAUAUGAAGAAAGAAUAAGGGAUGAAAGGAAGAAGGAAUUUGGGGAGAAUCUUGCAUCCAGAGCCAACACCAACAACUGGAAUACAUGAUCAACAACCCUUUGCAUGAUAUGAACACGCUAUAUAACAUUAACUAUGGGCACUUCUGCUAAAAUUGGAAUCGAACAAGAAACUGGGUGAGUGAAAGUUUGUUGCACAGAGACAAAUGUAAGCCUGAUGCUGUGAUUUUGCUACUACUAGAACUUUUUCAUGCAUUGCAAUGGUAAGAAAAUCAUGUAACUGACUAUUAUUAUCAAAAUACAUAUAGAGGUUUCUCAGAGUGAUUAAGUCAAUUACAUUUUGCUAUAUUUAAUGAGCCAAAGUGGUUACAACAGUGAAAUAACUAAUGAUAUGUACAGAUACACUUGAAGUUUACUGCCAUAGCCCUAAGUGUAAGAUGAUGAGUAACAACGAAAGCCAAGUAGGUUCUGUGGUUUCACAGAUUUCACUGUAGUUUAGCACCAGUUCCAAACAAAUUGCAGAGAAAACCACCUUGAAAGGAGUGAACCAGUUACUGGGAUGACUACUUUGUGAUGAAAGGCUGCAUCUGCCAAGGAGACAAGAGCUCCUGCCAGUCACCAGUAGGUGAACAAAUAGUGGAACAGAGCAGCAUUUGUUUAAUGCCCAAGGGAGUCAACCAGAGAAUUUUACAAAGUACCAUUUGGAGAGACCACCAUAAAAGGCUAAACUUUAAAGCUCACAAGGUUCAGUUGCUGCAGGCCCUUUCAGAAGAGAACAAGGUGAGAAGAGUGGCAUCUAGAGAGAACUUCAUCCAACAAGUGAAACAAGACAAAACACUUGAUUUACCUUCAGCAACAAAGGCACAUUUCAUGUGAAUGCAUCUGUAGUGAGAAUCCUCACAUCAGUGUGGAAGUCCAGCAUGACUUGUCAAAAGUUUUUUUUUCAAGAUAAAGUUAUACAGUCUGUUCAUCACAGAAAAUUCCACUUCUGAUAUGGACUUUCCUGGUCUUUUACUGUUACAGCAAGACCCAUUUCAGUUUGGCUUUGAGAGCAUUUAUGGAUGAGCAGCUUCCCAGAAGUUGAAUAGAACAUGGGGAACCAACGUCUUGGCCACCAAGGUUUCCAGACAUGUCACCUCUGAACUUCCUUUUGUAGAGUUUCAUCAAGGACCACCUUUACACACCACCAAUGUGACAGUCCUUAGCAGAGUUACAGAAACAAAUUUGAGAUGCAACUCCACUGUUGCACAGCACAGUGGAAAUGAUUUCAGUAUAACCUACACACUUGGUGCCUGACAUGUGGUGCACACAUGGAUCAUAUGUAAACUUGAAGUGUUUCUGCACAUCUUAAGUUAUUUCAGUGUUGCAACUGCUUUGGUUCAUUAAAUAUAGCAAAUCAUAAUUAUCUCCAUUAUUCUGAGCCACCAGUAUAUAGGAUUUGAGGUUUUCAUGGCUGUCUUCUGGGUAGUAGUGCCAUAUAGUGUGGUAGAAGUUUACCAGCAUUUCAGAGGUCCUUGCUGUCUCCAUCAUCAGGGUGAUGAAUCCCUUCUUGGCUUUAUAUUCACUGUCAUAAGACAACAAUAUUCCUCAACAGUGUGAUUUUGCAACUUACAAGGAGAUGUCAUCAGGCUUGCAUUUGUUUAUACUUUAAGUUUUCCCUUUGAAAAAGCUACAGUAUAAGUUAACAUGGCAGUUGGUUAAGGUCAAUGGCUGAUUGGUCAUGUUUGUGAAAUGGUGAUGUGUGGAUCUAAGGUUCAGACCCUUCUGGUCUUUUUAUCCUCAGUGAACAUUACAAAAUAAUCAUGACUUGUGUAUUUCAAUUUGUUCUGUGUGUAACAUGUUGAUAAACACAUAUCUCCAGACUUA
Molecule: messenger RNA, 3415 nt
Organism: Zootermopsis nevadensis
Lineage: Eukaryota; Metazoa; Arthropoda; Insecta; Blattodea; Termopsidae
Source: RefSeq, a predicted model, not a curated record